AUGUGCGAGCUGGUGUUGGCGUGCGCGAUCGUGCGCGGGACUUGCGGGUGCCCCUGUGCCACCCAGCGGCGGCGGCGGCGGCGGCGGCGGACGCUCGUGGAAUGGAGGAACGGAGGACGGGCUGCGGACACCCAGAUGUGCUCGGGGCCGGCGGACGCGCUGACUGUGUGUAGCUACCACGGUUCGUGGGGCGGGCAGGGGGCGGGGGCGGCAGGGGGCGGGGCGGGGGCGGGCGGUCGACGAGCGGCCGGGCGGCGCGGCGGCGGGCGGCGGUGGCGGUCUCUGAGGGGUUGGAACCGAGAACUACCGCCACCCGCGCCGCCGCCGGCGGCGGUUCCUCGCGCCAACACGCCGCCGCGGCGCGCGCGGGUCCGUGCUUCCGGUCCUGUGGCGUGUCCCGUGACGCGCGUGCCCCUACCGCCCGACUCUCCGCGCCUCCAUUUCGGCAGAUUUUGA
Gryllus bimaculatus (two-spotted cricket) is the source of this 456-nucleotide messenger RNA. Lineage: Eukaryota; Metazoa; Arthropoda; Insecta; Orthoptera; Gryllidae. The record is from the annotation of a GenBank genome assembly.